Messenger RNA from Gigantopelta aegis, 2487 nucleotides. Its product is annotated as WD repeat-containing protein 89-like. The transcript is spliced from 14 exons. The coding region runs from base 324 to 1439 and encodes 371 amino acids. Lineage: Eukaryota; Metazoa; Mollusca; Gastropoda; Neomphalida; Peltospiridae. The record is from RefSeq and is a predicted model, not a curated record. Gene Ontology annotation, molecular function: protein binding.
UGUGCGUGUGCGUGUGCGCGUGCGUGUGUGUGUGUGUGUUUCUUAGAGGGGAGGGAUUGUCUUUCCAUGAUUUGGACAGAUCAUGAGUCAGUCCGGGCACCGAUGAUAUAAUGACCAGUUUAAUUAAUAUAUAUAUAUGUAUAUAUAUAAAGUUUUUCAUAAAAUUAAAAAGAGCACUUUUACAUGUAUAAACCACAUCAUCAAUUUGAUUUAAAACAUAUUAAAACAUCCAUUCCUGCCAGAGAUGGGAUCUGCCAAAACACGCAUCUGAAAAUACACAUGGGAGUGCGCAAAAUCACCUAAAAAUAGGAUGUAUCGUUACAAUGUCUGGUGACCUUGACCUCCAUCUAAGACUACAGAAACUACAGCUUGCAGAGACUGCAGCCUUCUCGGUUGAUUCUCUCGAGGCGGAAUACGUUCUUGCUGUAGCAGCACAGAAUGGGGUGGACAACACUUCAUUGAUUGCUGCAACAAGCAGUGAUUACAACAUACGUAUCUUCACAGAAAACAACCUAGCCAACAUUGGUGCAAUAAAAGGACACACAGAUGUCAUAUCAGGCGUGGUGUUCGCAAAAGAACAGCAAAGUCUCUUGUUUUCAUCUUCCCAUGACCACACUGUCAGGUGUUGGGACACUCGAACAGGAUAUAAUAAAGAAGUCCAGUCUUUUCAAGGACAUGAAGCCCUGGCCAAUGUUUUCACCAGCAUUGAUGUAAAUUCUGAUGACAGACUCGUGUGUGCUGGGACAGAGGCAGCUGAUCAUGAUGUCAACAUUUUGUUUUGGGACCGAAGAAAGACAACUCUGCUAGGAUGUUACAGUGAAUCGCAUCAAGAUGACAUCACACAGGUGUGUUUCCACCCGGCGAAGCCCAACUGUCUGGGCACGUGUUCGACGGACGGGCUUGUGUGUGUGUUCGACAUCAACAAGACGAGUGAGGACGACGCUCUGAUGCUGACACUCAAUGCAGAAUCCUCUGUGGAUAGAAUUGGAUGGUGUGGAUCAGAAGUCUCUAGCGUGUAUUGUUUGACAGACAUUGGUACCUUUCACAUAUGGGAUUCUCAGGAGGGUGACAGUUUGCAGUCACGGAGUGAUAUCAAAGAAUCACUAUUGGAAGACUGUUCUGUUGAUUACCUAGUAGACUGUGUUCCUGUUAACUCGGAGUCAUCACCUUUACUUGUGGCUGGAACAAACAGCGGAGUAGUACGCAUACUGGACCUGUCACACAAUGACAUUAAGACUGUCACGUCACUUUCAGGAGGUCAUCGAGACAAAAUCCGUUGCUGUCACUGGAAUUCACAGUCUGAGAGACUUGUGACGGGUGGUGAAGAUUCUCUGCUGUGUCAGUGGUCUCUUAGUGAGGGAGCACAGACAGAGAAGACACCUAAUGAGAAUAAAAUGAAGGCCAAAAAGAAAACUCCAAAAAGAGGAACUCCUUAUUGAAAUAACUGGUGUUAUAAAUAUUUGGACAGACUACUGUUGUCAUGGCAACAUGUGCUUUCAUGAUGGCUGUCAUGUACUAUUUGUAUAGAAUAUCACAAAUUGAAGUGACUUUAGUUGCUCACAUUGAUGUCCCUGAAGGACAUCCAUAAUUAUACUGUGAAAUGUUUUGUUGAAGGCGGAAUCAAUACCCAAUGGAUUCUUGGUUAUGCUCAUGAAUCUGUAUUUAUUGCAGUCACGUUGUGGCUUGUUACAGGGUUUCCGUUCAGUCAACCUUUAAAACAAAACAUUUCCUGUGCUGUUAGCGAAUUGUCCAGGCAUAUGUUCAUGUAUUUAUGCACGGGGAGGUCUAGACUGGCGAACGAUUGAGAUUACACUUUAAACAGAUAGUUUCAUUUCUUUCUAUUACUGGAUUAUAUCUGCCUUUCUGUACUUUUAAUUUAUGUGACAAACACCUAAAUUUAGAAACAGUUCUUAAGAGAUCUUUAUAUUGUGACAAAUAUAAUAUAUACUUUUCUGUUUCUAAAAGAGAUUCAUAAGAAGAAUAUGCCUUUAAAAAAUAAGAAGAGUUAAUUUUAUCAUGCCAGUGUUGAAAAAAAUGUCUUUACAUCUCUGUACAAAGCUGAACAUAAGUAACUUGAUACUGCCACAUUCUUGAGCAAUCCAAACAUAAGAAAACCCUGUUUGAAACAACAAUGUUCUUACAUGUGAUACCCAAUUAAUUGUACCAGUUUCAUCACGACAUUUCAACAUAUCAUAACAAGCUUUGGGAUAUCUGGAUGAAUCCAUAUAUAACAAUUUACACCAAGUAUUUCACACAUAAUGAUUUCUACGUAUUUCCCCAAGUACAGCAUUUGAUGAUACUCUCUUUGAAACUCCUAAAAACCUUUUUAGUAAAUUACUUUGUACUUUUUCAAUAGAUUCUCGGUAAGUAAAUCCCCAUAUUUCAGAGCCAUAUAAUAAAACAGGAACUAUUUUAGUAUGAAAUAUAUUGUGGACAACACUAUAUGAUAAUGUAGGGUAUUUCUUUAAUAAAGUAAAAAUGGGAAAA